AUGUUGUUCGAGAAACUCAAGAUCUACAACACCCCAGCCAAAUUAUUGGAAAAGUUGCGUGAAGUUCGUAAAAUUUAGGAAACAGAACAGAAACCAGAACUAAAUCAGGUUUCAAAAGUCUAAAAAACAGAGCCCUCCGCUGAGAGAUACCUUGUCAGACAAUUAAGCUUUUAACACACUUGGAAUACUCUAACUCAUAAAUCACCCAACUUGAAAUCACCUACUGUUAAAUCACAAGUGGACAUUUUUAAAAUACCAGUAGCAUCUCCCAAAUAGUGUUCGUAUGCCUGUUUAACAGAUAUUUCAACUUAUAAAAAAAGUCAGGCAAGAACAAAUUUAGAUGAUGAUAGUUUAGAGCUAAAGGAUAUUUACAAGAAUUUCGAAAACGAAACAUUAUAAGAACUUUAUAAUGCAGAUCAAAAACUAAUUGAAUAGCUAAAUGAUGAAGCACAAGUUUUAUCAGAGAGACUCGCUUUUAAAGAGGAGAAGAGUCCGAUUCGACCCUUUUAACGCAAACAUCACCAACCUCAUUAAACCCAGAAGCCUUAAAGACGUGGUGGAACGGUGAUUGCAGCAUCCAAAUUAGAGGAUUUAAAAAAGCAAUCGCCAUUUCUCUAUAAUGAAUAGAAAGAUGCCCCAUUUGAUGAUCUAUCUGACAGAGGAAAGUUCUUGAAGCAUUAUCGAUUGGGAAACAAGAAUCUUCAAAAGAUCAACCAGAAGGAGUUUAGAAGUGUGACCAAGAAUUACGAGAAACUAGAAGAAUAUGCAGAAUUCUACAAACAAUAACCCAAUAUCUACCUCUAAUUAAACAAGAGUUCAUAAAAACACAAUAUAUUUUAAACAGGUCUUGGUUUGAUUAAUUCAAAUUAUACCAUAUAGACUGCUGAGUCAUCAGGGAUGUUGAGAAACGAACAAAAGAUUAAAGUGUUCACAGAAGCCCUCAAAUCACCUCAAUGCAAGACUUUGACUGAGUUGAAAUUGAGUCAUAAUCAAUUGACAUCCCCUAGAAUUAAGACUUUGGUUUCCAAUUUCCCAUCCCAAGUCCAAGAUUUGGAUCUGAACAACAAUGGCAUUGAUUCCAAAGGUUGCGAGACUUUGGCUAAGUACUUGUAGAAAUCCAGAGUUAAGAAGUUGUCACUUGAAAAUAACAAGAUAGGCGAUCAAGGAGCUAAUCAUUUAUUUUUGGCAUUGCAAGAGAAUGAUUAUUUGACUCUGUUGAAUUUGAGUCGAAACAAUUUAACUGAGGCUUGCACUAUUGAAUUAUCAAAUUACUUGAAAAGAUCAAAUAUGCUUUUUGAGUUGUAUUUGCAUUUUAACACCAUAAACAGCAAAGGAGGCUUGAAUAUCUGGAAGGCAUUCUACAAAAACUCAAGUGUUAAGGUCUUCGAUAUAUCAUAUAAUCGAACAAGUUCUUUUGAAUGUGCUCAGUAGAUGGCCAAGGUCAUAGCAAAGCCUUAUCCAGAAUUAAUGCACAUUGACGUAUCACAUAACGGAUUUGACGAGCCAUCUGGCAAUGAAAUAAUGAAGGCUUUGAACGUUAAUUAAAAUAUCUAUGGAUUUCAUUUUGAAGGAAAUUGCCCUAAAUUUAUGGUGGAUGCUACUGGUCAUCUCAGAAAUUAGGAAGUUGAAGAAUAGGUUCGUUAAAAGAAAAUUGAAGAAUGCAGAAGAAACCCUUAGACUUCUUUACGUCUUCUGGAUGAGGAUGUGAAAUAAUACCCUAAAGCAGUACCUGACAAAAAAUAAGAGAAAAUUUAAUAGGUCCACAGAUUCAGGAGAAUUUGGGGAAUGAAACCUGUAAAAUAGAAUUAGCAAUUUGAAAAAAAUAGGGAUUCUUGCUGGAUUUGUGAAGGUUGGGAAGAAGUGAAAUUUACUUGGAGUCCUGGCAAAUCAGGAGGAAUGAAUAAUGAUCCCAUCUUCUUACAUGUUAAUUUCGAUGGGUAUCGUCCUGUUUUGAUGUCACCACACUAAGGUGAAUAUCAUCUAUACAGAAUGUGUCCACCCAAUUAGAAGAUUUUAUAUUUCUUUAGUAAUCCUAUAUUGGGAAUACAGACGACAGCAAAGAAUCAAAUGAUUAUGCCAACUCCUGCCACUGAUCCCAUUGCAGAAGGGACAUAGGAAUUCUUAUAUAAUGGUGAUAUUUUGAUUGAAGGAAAUAAGAUGUCCUUUGUGAAUGAAGUGUUCACUGAGGGUAAACAUAGUGUAGUUGAAAAAUAUGUUCCUAAGAUAUUUAGUAAGCCUCGAGAAGAGGAGAGAACAUACGAUCUAACCUAAUACAUGAAUAAGAAAUAAGCCUUUUGGAGUUACGAAAUAUCAAUAUUUAAAAACUAUUAACCUGAUAAUGAAGAAUUGAUUGACGAAUGUUUUGAAUACGAUUUUCAAUCCUCCAAAAUCAAUAGAAUAGUCCGUGAUCCAAACGAGUUAAUGGAAGUAAAAGAACUUCUCAGAGAAUAUUAUCCCCAUAUAUUUGCUAGUUAUAAAUUUUACGCAUCUACUCUAAUUGGAUCAAGUAUUCCUUGUAUAUCCUCCAACGCCUUCUUCGAUUUCAUCGGAUAGACUACUGUGAUGACAGACAAAUUCAGACCUGGUGAUAUUGAUUUGAAUUUUAUCUCCACAUCCAAUGUUAAGGACAUUCUGUAUCCAAAUGUGUAUGAGAAGGCCUUGAUCAGAUAUCAGUUUAUGGAAGUUUUAGUUAGAAUUGCAUUGGACAAGUACACCAGAACUGGAAUCUGUAAAUCAAUGAAAUUAAGUGUUUUGAAGUUAUUUGAAGAUGAUUUAGUUAAAAUAAGAUUGCAGGAAAUUGAUAAGGCUCAAGAUUGGAGAGAUUUGAGAUUGUGGAAUGAACAAUGCGAUAUAUUAAUAAAGGAUAGAUUGCCUAUGCUCAAGUUAUUGUUUAAGUUUACAUCCAAGUUGAAUUCAAAGUUAAAGUUUUACAAAUAAACGUGGGUUCAAUUUAAGGAUUUCAGAGAUUUACUAUUGAGAUGUGAUCUAUAUUGCGAUACCUUUGUGGAGAGAGAUGCAUAUAUUGCAUACUUGUUGUCCAUGCAAACCCAGAUUGAUGAAUUGUAUAGUCUAAGACAUUUCUAAAUGGAAUUUUACGAGUUCAUGGAAGCCUUGUGUAGAUGUGCUGAAAAACUCUCAUUGAUCAGAACUAAGGAAAUAAUGAGCGUUGAUGAAAGGAGAUCUGAGCCAUUGCACAAAAAAAUAGAUGCUUUGUUUUUGAUAAUAUAUUUAAGAGCAGGAGAUGCAAUCAAAUAAUAACUAAAAGAAUCUGAAGACUUUUCAGAUUUCGAUAGAUGCAUGACAAAGAAGCAAAAGAAUCUCAAACAAUAAAUUGAAGAAAUGGGCAGUGAUGAUGAAGAAAAACCUUACAAUCCAUUAGUAGAAUUGAAAUAUUUAGAAGAUCAACUUAAAUAAACUUCAGUUCAAGCUGUUCAAUCUGUACCCAAGUUAAAAAAGGCUUUGUCCUUAUUUACUGUCCUGAGGUAAAUGCAACAACAAAAAUAACUCAAAUCAAAUUUCCUAUUGACUAAUGUUGUCUAAUACUUUAAAUAAAGAGAUGAAGAAUAUCUGUAAAACUAGAUUGAUUAAAAUUGA
Molecule: messenger RNA, 3594 nt
Organism: Paramecium tetraurelia
Lineage: Eukaryota; Ciliophora; Oligohymenophorea; Peniculida; Parameciidae
Exons: 6
Molecular function (GO): protein binding
Source: RefSeq, a predicted model, not a curated record